AUGGUAAUAGAAAGUUCACAAAACGAAAAAGGACCCAAAUGGAAAAACGAGGUGACUGUAAAUCAUAGUUUCGAUUAUGUAGAUCUAGAUGAAUUCUAUGAUAGAUCUUGUUCUACACGAUUGGGAUAUUUGAUGGUGUAUGUUUUGGUAAUCAAAUCAUUCUUAGUUUAUGUUGCUGAUUUUUGGUCUGCUGUAUCUUUGCUGGUACUUGGACAACAAAACUCAACCUUGGAUUCAGCCAUUCCGACUGAAGUAUCAAAAUGGAUUUUCUUGGGUGCUAUUAUUAUAUCGUUUCUGUUACUCAUAUGGGAUGUUUACAAAUCAAAAAAGGUCAUUGCUACUCGUGAUAUCGCUUAUGCAUUUACUUCAACCCUUGCUCGAAGAUACCUUUCCUUACGUGACUAUCGAUGUUAUUCUCUCUUCUCUCGUAUCAACGAAACAACAAAACGAAUCGAUAGUUACGCCUUUUUUGUCUUUUUUACUUUGAAGGGCUGGAAACGACUUUUACUAGCUGAAGCUCCUCGUCAAAUCAUCAACAUUGUCACUUUGAAAGCACUUGUGCCUCAAUGGAUUCAAAUCAAUAAAGGAACUCUCUCUUUGGACAACACUGCUCUUGGUCAUAGCGUGAUUCAACAACUUUUGACUAUAUCAAUGGCCUUCUCUACUUUGGUAUUCGCUAUUUCCUUUACUUUGGUCUGUAUUGCUGCUACCAUGUAUCUUCCACUCUUAUGUCAUAUUCGAGGAAAUCUGAAGGAAUAUGUCUGCCAUAAGGUAGAUAAAAGAAUCGCUGCAUUACUUCAACAACAAGUCAGACGUCGUCAACUCGGUCUAGGAACUCGACGACGUGCUCACAAACCAACUGUUGGAAGAUCAAAAACUUUAAACGGACAAAAACCUACUUUACCAAAAAUCGACUUGGAAGAAGAAUCAAUACAAGGUACUCCAUUUUUACCUUAUCAUCAUCAUCAUCAACAACAACAACAACAACAAUAUCAUUAUCCAUCACCCUAUAUGUCACACUCUCCUUAUAUUGGUUAUUAUGAAGAUAGUGAUCGGAUAGGUUUGACUUCCAAUUACAAGGUAUAACACGGAUUAUAAAAUGUGAUGGUGUACAAAAAAAAAAAAAAUGGAAACAAGCCCAAACAACAAUAAAAGACAACAAUAUGACUUCCCAUGACCCCAGUAUGAUGUUAUUAUAAUCGAUGCACAAUUCAACAACAAUGGAAUCAAUACCCACUCGCCACUGUUUAACUUUGGUGAUAAUGACGACCAAAUCAACAACCGUAUCUGCCAACAUCGAACCUACCAAGCAUUGGACUUCACCUUUUUGUGCGAUCAAUCAGUUCUCGUUGUGACUAUAAGGACUUUAGUUUAGCUUGAUGCGUUAUAUGGAUAUAUAGAUUAAUCAAUAAACAACUUUGUUAUAUAUUAUAUAUGGUAUGUGGUGAGAAG
Molecule: messenger RNA, 1452 nt
Organism: Halteromyces radiatus
Lineage: Eukaryota; Fungi; Mucoromycota; Mucoromycetes; Mucorales; Cunninghamellaceae
Exons: 4
Coding region: 1-1086 (361 amino acids)
Biological process (GO): potassium ion transmembrane transport
Cellular component (GO): plasma membrane
Molecular function (GO): potassium ion transmembrane transporter activity
Source: RefSeq, a predicted model, not a curated record